This is a messenger RNA of Drosophila biarmipes, 663 nucleotides long. Its product is annotated as brain acid soluble protein 1-like. The transcript has a single exon. The coding region runs from base 1 to 663 and encodes 220 amino acids. The record is from RefSeq and is a predicted model, not a curated record. Lineage: Eukaryota; Metazoa; Arthropoda; Insecta; Diptera; Drosophilidae.
AUGGCUAACGUAUCUGCUGAAGAGAAAGAGACCCCCGUCGUCGAGAAGGUUCCAUCACAGGAAGUCGGUGCUCUGGAGAACGACGUAGUUGCAACCGAGGAGAACGGAGCACCGGCCGAAGCCGUCGAUUGUAAGAAGCUGACCUCCGAGGACGGUGCUCCCGCCGCCGAGGAUCAGAAGGAGGUGUACGCGGAUGAAGACCAGAAGGAGAAGUCUGCCGCCAAGGAGGAGAGCGUUGAAGCAGCUCCAGGUGCUCCUAACGCCGCCGAGGAGGCCAACGGGGACUCAACGGAUGCUCCCGACGCCGAGGCCUUGAAGCGGAAGAUGGACGAGUCUGCCGCCGGGGAGAAAGGGGCACCGGCCGAGGACGUCAUUUGUAAGAAGCUGACCUCCGAGGACGCUGCUCCCGCCACCGAGGAUCAUAAGGAGGUGUACACGGACUACGACCAGAAGGAGGAGGCCAAGAAGGAGAGCAUCGAAGCAGCACCAGCAGCUGUUGACGUCGCCGAGGCCUUGAAGCGAAAGGCGGACGAGUCUGCCGCCGUGGCCGAGGCCGAGGCCUCCACCCCGCAAAAACGGGAAAAGGUGGACGUGGACGAGGACGAGGUCAGCACAGAGGAGGAUCUACCGAAGAGUUCACCUCCAUGGGUUUUAGAAUACUAA